AUGACUCAGUGGGAGGUGGUCGUGGGUUUGAUCGUGCUCUUGUUCCUCCAGGUGUUGGCUCAGUUCAGGAGUCACGGACGGACGCAGUGGCCGGUUCCCUACAGGUACGAAGAAGAGGACACCUAAGUUUUCUGUCUUCAGUUUAAAGUGGAGUCAUGUGACGGAUAGAAAAUAAACUUUUAGAGGUUUUCUUAAAUGUGGGCCAGUUAGUCUAAAUAUGCAUGUUAAACCUUAGCUGAUUUUUAUGUAUAAUGUUGAUUUUAAGGAAGAAAAAAGAAAACACUGAGCUACUUUUUAUAGUAGUGGACUUUUUGACUGACCUGUACCCUGUAAACCAAGUUACUGCGGGUACAUUCACAUGACUUUGUACACUUUGGACUACACUGUAACUCUCCUUGUAAAAUCAUUAAGUUUAAUUUCGACUGAAUUAGAUUUUUUUUUAAAGUUUGAAAUGGGAUUAUUUUUGAAAAGUACAAUGAUUUAAUGUUGCUCAUUCAACUAGACACUACUUGUACUUGGAGAUUUCAAAUUUACUGCAUUUUAUGCUCCUGGGCAAAUAUUUGUACUUAAAUACAUCUACUGCAUUUACUUUGUGACUUUCUUAAAAGCAGGAAACAUAAUAAAGUCAAAUCAAGACAAAGGAAUUCAGAUACCUGAAUUGGUGCAUAAAAAUCUCAGAGAUUUCCAUCUCAUCUCAAAUCAAUGUCAAUAAAAAUAUUUAAUUAGUACUUACAGUAGAGAUGCAAACUUACUAAUUGCCAAAGUUGAGGUUCAAAACUAAAGGUGAUAGAUCUUUCUCCAUCAGAGCUCCUCGACUUUGGAGCGACCUGCCAGAGGACAUAAGGCGUGCAGAAAAAGAGACAGUCACUUUUUUUAAGUCAUAUUUAAAAACUCACUUUUACAGGCUUGCUUUUAUGUGAUGCCAUCUUUUAUCUUGUAUCUUGUAUCUUUUAUUUGUCAUCUCUCAUCUCUUUUACCUCUAUCUCAUUUCAGCCUCACUUUAACUGUCUACUUUCACACUUGUAUGUUGUUUUUAUUUAUUUUAAAAGACUCUAAGGUCUGAGAGGCUCUAAUAUGGCCAGAUAAACUGUUGCACAGUCUAGGGGCAACCGCUGAAAAAGCCCCAUCACCUCUAAAAUUGAGUCUGGUUUUGGGGACGCUCAACGGUAACUGGUCAGAGGACCUUAAGGCUCUGGCUGGGGAGUGGUGAUGCAGGAGCUCUGACAGGUAAAGAGAGGCAACACCAUUGAAGGCUUUAAAAACCAUUAAAAGAAUUUUAAAAUCAAUACGAAAGUAGACUGGAAGCCUGUGAAGGGUCACUAAAAUUGGAGUUAUGUGGUCGCUAAUGAACUCAUGAAAUAACUCAGCCAAGAAUUGAUCAAAUGGUCUGCAGGGACUCAUUAUUGCCUUUUUCAGCAUAUGUUCUGACCAUGUAUUCUGUGCACCUCUGAUGUCAUAUUUUAUGUUGCAGGUUUCUUGUCUGGAUUCCUUAUAACAUGAAAAUGGCCUUCAAUUCUGUUUUUACUGAGCUUUUUGUUUUUAUCUGUCUUUUUCCAUGUGCCCUAUGACUACAUGUCAAAGCACUUUGUAAACUUCUGGUUUUUAAAAGUGCUAUACAAAUGAAGUUAUUAUUAUUAUUAGUACUAAUUAACUUGUAUAUGAACCUUUGGAGUUUUUGUUUGUGCUGUAAAAAAGGAAAAAUAAUAAUACUUUAAUGUAAAAGUUAAGUCAAAGUUUAUUUAUGAAGCACCUUAGGAUAAGAUACUGUUUUCUUGUUACUUAGGUGAUAAAACUGGUUAUAUCUGACAAAAAGGUGACUAAAUAAAGCAGAUCUGUGAAAACAGAAGCGUAACUUUCUAGACAGUAAAGGAAUAAAAGCUACAGUGCCUAUGAUUUGUGUGUGCUCAUUUAUUAAAUGUAAGGGAGAAAAGGUGGGUCUUUUAGGAUGAUUUAAAAGACUCUAAGGUCUGAGAGGCUCUAAUAUGGCCAGAUAAACUGUUCCAGCUGGGGAACUGCACUUUCCCUCACAUCAGACCUGAGGUUUACGCUCCGUUCUGGUGCAACCAAGGGGCCGCCUGCUUCUUUGACGGUAUCGAUGACCUACACUGGUCACAGAAUGGAACACCAUUGAAGGCUUUAAAAACCAUUAAAAGAAUUUUAAAAUCAAUAAGAAAUUAGACUGGAAGCCUGUGAAGGGUCACUAAAAUUGGAGUUAUGUGGUCACUAAUGAACUCAUGAAACAACUCAGCCAAGAAUUGAUCAAAUGGUCUGCAGGGACUCAUUAUUGCCUUUUUCAGCAUAUGUUUUGACCUUGUAUUCUGUGCACCUCUGAUGUCAUCUCUAGGCGGUUCGAUCAUCGGCCUGAUGUGGACUCUUACUGUGAAGCUCUCUAUCCUUUUUGUCCCACUGGAGACAGAGACGGACGGAUUACAUGCAGCCAGAUGUACUCUCACUGAAAAAGGCUGAAAGCAUAGGCUGAGAAAUAAACUCAAACUUGCUGAAAAUUGCUGUUUUGUUUUGUUCUUUUACAUAAUUUUGUUUCACCUUGAGUAGCAACAGUCAGGUUUUAGAGAUUCUAUUUUUUGCACAAAACUUAGGAUAAGAUACUGUUUUCUUGUUACUUAGGUGAUAAAACUGGUUAUAUCUGACAAAGGACAAUGAAACAGGGAUCUAUUAUGAGACAUGGUCCGUUCAUUCAGACCCCGGCCUGAACGCCACGGUGUGGUUUGAGUCGUACGACUGCUCACAGUUUGUCCACCGCACAUACAAAAAACUGACUGAGUUGGGAGCAAAGCUGUCCAGCAGGUCGCAGACUAACUACACAAAGAUCUAACUGUUCCAGCUGGGGAACUGCACUUUCCCUCACAUCAGACCUGAGGUUUACGCUCCGUUCUGGUGCAACCAAGGGGCCGCCUGCUUCUUUGACGGUAUCGACGACCUCCACUGGUCACAGAAUGGCACCUUGGAGAAGAUAGGAGAAAUCACAGGUGAGAUUUCAAAUGUGAGAUGUUAUUUUUUUGUGGAAAAAAAUAUAAAUUCAGUGUGAGUAUUUUUACUCCAUCUUCCUUCUAGAAAAGUGAUUUAAAGCCAGAUCCAAAAGCUUUGACUUACCGUGACGUGCAUGACUUAGAGCCUUUUCAGACCUCAUAAAUACGGCAGAUGAAAAUCAGCAUUUUUAUUUCUGUAGAUAAGCUCAAUGCAACAUUCAAGACCAAUUUCAUCUCAUUUUCCUCAAAGUUUAGACUUUUGAGUCAGACACCAAUACUUGGACUUGAGCUGAUAUCGGUGUUUAACUAAUAAGCUAAAUUCUGCCUGAAAAUUGCUGUUUUGUUUUGUUCUUUUACAUAAUUUUGUUUCACCUUGAGUAGCAACAGUCAGGUUUGAAGGAGAUUUUUAAUAUUAGGUUAAAAAAAAAAGUAUUAGUAUUCUCUCUCUCUCUCUCUCUUUAGGGGACCAGUUUAAUGACCUGGCCCAGUGGAUCCAGAAGGACAAUGAAACAGGGAUCUAUUAUGAGACAUGGUCCGUUCAUUCAGACCCCGGCCUGAACGCCACGGUGUGGUUUGAGUCGUACGACUGCUCACAGUUUGUCCACCGCACAUACAAAAAACUGACUGAGUUGGGAGCAAAGCUGUCCAGCAGGUCCCAGACUAACUACACAAAGAUCUACCUGUACAGCGGAGAGCCCACCUACCUGGGCAACGACAGCGCCAUAUUCGGCCAGCCUGCCCUGAAGAAUCUGGCCGAGGACAUUCGCGGUUUUUACCACACAUUCAGACCACACCAGUCGUUUACAGACUUUGCUAUCAGCUUGUUGGAGGCGUAUAAGAAGACUGAACGAAAGAGCAUGUGCCUGUUUAAAGAAACUCAUUUAGAUUAA
Molecule: messenger RNA, 3877 nt
Organism: Xyrichtys novacula (pearly razorfish)
Lineage: Eukaryota; Metazoa; Chordata; Actinopteri; Labriformes; Labridae
Source: the annotation of a GenBank genome assembly